AUGUCUGACCUGAAGCUCAUCUCGACAAAAGAAGUCUCAAAGCAUUGCACAUUAGGCCACUGCUGGCUUGUUGUGGAGAACAAUGUCUGGGAUUUCAGCGAGUUCGCGAGUAUUCACCCAGGCGGGGAAGCUGGCCACGAUGCAACGAAAUCCUACUUGGAUGUGCAUAACACUGGCCUUGUUGAGAAAACUCUCUCUCCCUCGAAGCUCAUUGGUCGACUCGAUAUUAACACAGUCGAUGUUGAAUGGAACGAUCGCCUAAAUCCAGACAGCCUUCUACCUUCUUCAAACACUAAAACAACCCCAAGGCCCCCUCUAUCUUCUAUUAUCAAUACGCAUGACUUUGAACAAGUCGCUAAGGACACAUUUUCCAAAAAGGCGUGGGCUUUUUAUUCAUCGGCAGCCACAGAUCUCGUUUCACUGGAGGCAAACAAAUCUUUUUGGAACCGUGUUUGGUUUCGACCACGGCUCCUACGCAAUGUCAAGAAUGUGGACACGCGGUGUGAAAUGCAAGGCAUGGGAUCAUCUUUGCCUAUUAUGGUCGCGCCAGCUGCAAUGGCAAAGUUGGCCUAUGAGGAAGGAGAGAAGGGAAUAGCUAAAGCUGUUGCGAAGAAUGGCAUUAUUCAAUGUAUAGCAACGACUGCAUCAUACCCAGUAGAAGAUAUCGUGGCUUCUGUUCCGGCCAAUACAAACUUCAUAUUUCAGCUUUAUGUCCACAAAGAUAGGGGUUUAACGGAGACUCUUCUUCAGCGGGUCUGGGCGGCAGGAAUACGAACGAUCAUGGUGACAAUCGACUCCCCAUCAGCUGGCAAGCGAGAAGCAGACGAAAGAAUCAAAACAGAACAGGCCAUCUCAAUGCCCAUGACAGGCACCGUAUCAAGAAAUGACAAGAUAGGAGGUGGACUCACACGCACAACGGGUGGCUUCAUCGACAACUCCCUCGACUGGAGUGAUCUCGCAUGGUUUAAGCGUAUCUGGAAGGGAAGAUUAAUGAUCAAGGGCAUUCAGUGUGUGGAAGAUGCAAAGCUUGCCGCGCAAUAUGGCGUCCAUGGAAUUGUUCUCAGCAAUCAUGGGGGACGAAACUUGGACACCUCCCCUCCGGCUUUGCUGACUCUUUUGGAACUACGGCAUUAUAAUUCCAACAUUUUCACGCAAACUGAAGUUUAUAUUGAUGGUGGGAUUACUCGAGGAACCGAUAUUUUGAAAGCAUUAUGCCUGGGAGCUAGCGGCGUGCUCAUCGGACGCCCGUUCUUGUACGCUCUCAGCUAUGGUGAGGAGGGGGUGUCCCAUCUAAUUGAUUUGCUCCAAGCCGAACUGGAGAGUGCGAUGAGAUUGGUUGGAAUUACACACACAUCGCAGGCGCACCCGGGUUUGGUCAACACUAGAGACCUUGAUUACUUGGUGUCAACACCUUUUCCUGGAUCCAGACUUCUUUCCAAACUCUAG
Penicillium lagena is the source of this 1446-nucleotide messenger RNA. RefSeq names its product FMN-dependent alpha-hydroxy acid dehydrogenase. The transcript is spliced from 5 exons. Bases 1 to 1446 code for a protein of 481 amino acids. Lineage: Eukaryota; Fungi; Ascomycota; Eurotiomycetes; Eurotiales; Aspergillaceae. The record is from RefSeq and is a predicted model, not a curated record. Gene Ontology annotation, molecular function: oxidoreductase activity.